Messenger RNA from Parus major (Great Tit), 4675 nucleotides. It is a transcript of the gene C7, whose product is annotated as complement C7. Lineage: Eukaryota; Metazoa; Chordata; Aves; Passeriformes; Paridae. The transcript is spliced from 18 exons. Gene Ontology annotation, biological process: immune response. Gene Ontology annotation, cellular component: membrane attack complex. The coding region runs from base 1225 to 3357 and encodes 710 amino acids. Gene Ontology annotation, molecular function: protein binding. The record is from RefSeq and is a predicted model, not a curated record.
AGCAAAUAAAUAUUUCCAAAUAAAAGAAGAUAAAAUCAUUAGGUUGAAAUACCUGAAAAUGUUUACUAAAAGGACUAUUAUACAGCAUCUGUCAGAAACAUAUUUGUAGUGCUGAAAUACUUUUUGCAGGAAGAAAGUCUAUCAAUAUAAACUCGUUUGAAUAUGGUACCAUUACUAGUAAUUAUUUGCCUACCUAUUAAUUGAGACCAGACCUCUGCCAACACAUACACUUUCUUUGCUACAUCUACUUGUCCUUUUUAAUAUUUAUUUGAAUGUCUUGUUUGGGACCAAAUUACAGUAUAUUUUACUCUUGAGGGUUACUAUAGCUAAUGAUAUACUUACCAGAAGUGAAAUUGGUAUUUAAGCCUUUAAAACAGCUGACUGAAAAAUUAAGACAAAUGUCUGGAUAGAUAAAAUACUCUUUGCAUUUCCUGUAUUCUGGGCCAGCUAUUAAAGGUCUUAACUCAGUUUUAACAAUUUCAUUCAUAGGCAAAUCACCAAUCACUGUCACUGCUGCACAAAUUAGUCAUAAACUGAAUAAGAGCCUGAGGAUUUUGAUGAAAAUCAAUAAAAUGUGUACAGAAGUCUUGAAAGCUUGUGAAUUAGUUUAUCAAAGAGAUGCUAAACCUGAGAAGUCCCAAAGACAGGCUCUGGCUCAUCAAAAUUUGCUCUGAGGAGUGAAGAAAGUAGUGUGACUCAAGAUCUAGGCAUCUCCUUAAGGAGAUGCAGACCAUGCCAACAGAGUGCAGGGAUUAGAACUCAACAUGUUGUGAUGCUAUGGCAUGAUGCGUUUUUUCUUCUAAGGACUGUGUAAGCAGCUCAGAAUUGGUGUAGUAUCUGAGAUCUAGCAUAUGAGAUGUCUUCACACAGAGGUGCUACUUUUCCAUGAAGCCUUCAUCUGGGGUACGCUAGGAUAAAUUAAGGUGCUGGAGAUUUUUCUGUUGCUGGAAGUUUCAGGCUUCUUUCCCAUUUUUUCCAGCCCUUCUCCAAUCCAUUGCCACUGGAAUUCUUUUGGCCCUUGGUCCGAGUGCAACGGCUGUACUCAAAAACAGAUUAGGAGACGGACAGUGGCUGUUUAUGGCCAGUAUGGAGGAAACCCCUGCUCUGGGGAUACCUUUGAAACAAGACCAUGCAAACCCACAAGAGGAUGCCCAACAGAAGAUGGCUGUGGUGAUCGGUUCAGGUGUUUCUCAGGUCAGUGCAUUAGCAGAUCCCUAGUGUGCAAUGGUGAUCAGGACUGUGAGGAGGAUGGUGCAGAUGAAGAUCGAUGUGAAGAGAGGAAAACUCUUUGAUCUUAUUACUGGUGAGACCAAGGGAAGAGUCAUUCAUACAAAAAGCUUUGGAGGGCAAUGCAGAAAGGUCUUUAGCGGUGAUAGGAGAGAAUACUACAGGCUGAGUGAAAGUGUUCUUGCUUAUAAUUUUCAGGUUAAAGUUCAGAAUGAUUUCAGUUAUGAGUUUUUCAACAGCACCUGGUCUUAUAUGAAACACAUAGAGCAGUAUGAAAAUUCAAACAGAUACAAACACACACAGAAUAAAAAUCUGCAAAAGAGUAAGCAGCUGAUGGUUGUGGAGAACAGUGUGGAAGUUGCUCAGUUUAUUAACAACCGCCCAGAUUUUCUCACUCUUGCGGAGCCUUUCUGGAAGGAACUGUUCAACCUUCCAGUCAUCUAUGAGUACAGCGUCUACCGAAGACUUAUUGAACAUUUUGGGACACACUUCUUACACUCUGGGUCUCUAGGAGGACAUUACAAAGUUAUUUUUUAUAUGGAUACUGACAAAAUGAAAGCAGAAGAUGUCAGCAUAACAGACUUGUACAAGUGUACCUCAUCAGGCUGGAAUAUACUCCUUGUGAAAAAGAAGAAGACAGAAUGCACCAAACUGGAUGAACUGCUACUGACUUCUUCAGGAAGCAGUGGCAAUAAAAUUAAAGGAGACCCUUACAUAGAAGGAGGAAGCCCAGGUGCUGUUGCUGGCCUUAGUUAUCUAGACCUAGAUAAUCCUGCUGGGAACAGUCGUAUGUACACCUUGUGGGCUGCAUCAGUGACAGACUAUCCCAGAGUAAUUAAAAAAAAGCUAACACCAUUAUAUGAGCUGGUAAAGGAAGUGCCCUGCUCUUCAGUCAAAAAGCAUUACCUAAAACAAGCCAUUGAAGAAUAUAUGGCUGAAAAUGAUCCGUGCAAAUGUCAGCCUUGCCAGAAUGGUGGUGAGGCAGCCGUGGAAGGAACACAGUGUGUGUGUUACUGCAAGCCUUACACCUUUGGAGCAGCUUGUGAGCUGGGAACUCUUGUGCAAGAUCAGCCAGGCGUUGUUGAUGGACACUGGAGCUGCUGGUCUUCCUGGAGUCCUUGUUCAGGGGGAAGGAAAUCGAGGAGUCGAACCUGCAACAACCCCUCCCCACGUGGUGGUGGGAAGGCCUGCCUGGGAGAGCAGCAUGAAAGCAAAGCAUGUGAAGAUGAGGAGUUACAGCAUCUUCGCUUGAUUGAACCACACUGUUUUGAUUUAUCCAUAAAUCCUACAGAAUUUUGUCCACCUCCUCCUCUCUUAGAGAAUGGAUUUGUUCAAAAUGCUGAAAACUCAUACCCUGUUGGGAAAAACAUUGUCUAUGCAUGCAAACAUGGAUAUUCUCUUGUUGGUGAUCCUGUUGCUAAGUGUCACAGUAAUUUACAGUGGCAAGUUGGAGAGAGAUACUGCCAGGAAACCGCUUGUCUCCUGCCUGACCUGGAGGGGGGUUUGCAGCUAGAGCCAUGGAAACCUGUGUACGAGAUUGGUGAGAGAAUAACUCUGUCUUGUCCACACAGCAUGCACUUGGAAGGGGCACACUCCAUUUUGUGUGAGCCCAGCCUCAAGUGGUCUCCUGAUGUGAACACUAUUCAGUGCAAGAGAUCAGUACCCAGUGUGAAAACAGAAGUGACAGAGCCUAAAUGUCAGCCAUGGGAGAAGGUAUAUCAGUCACAAUGUGUGUGCAAAAUGCCCUAUGAGUGUGGUCCUUCCCUGGACACCUGUGCUACAGAUCAAAGAACCAAGAGAAACACACCUUUAACUGUUUGCAAGAUGCAUGCCUUGGAAUGUAUGGGCAGAAAAUACUCUCUGACGAAUGCAGAAAACUGCAAAGUACCCCAGGCAGCUGAAAUACCAUGUGGAUCAUGCCGUCCAUGGGAAAAAUGCAACGUGUCAUCCAACAUCUGUGUUUGUGAUGAAGAUGGGCUGUGUGAUGAGGGAGGUGCCCAGGUCUGCGCUGAAGUGAGCGGCUCUGCAGCCCGUCGGACCAUGACCGAGUGCGAGGUUGGGCUGCUCAGAUGCCGGGGUGAGACUGUCACCCUUGUCAGCAUAAGGCCCUGUGACACACAGAAUAAAUAAGAUAUGUUACACUUUAUUUUGCUUAUUGCUGGAGGAUAUGUCAAAAUGUGUCAGCUCUUGGUCAGGACAUACUUUGAACCUUGCUCUGCCAAAUGUAAGCUCUGCUGUGAAAUCCAUCACAGCUGAUGAGACUGUGCAUCUGGUUAGCUCUGUAUCAAGGCCUGAGGCUCUUUGUUAGAAAGAGAUGCACUUGCACAACUGCUCACAACAGAGCUCUUAGGCACCAGCCUUACCACUGGCAGAUUUACUUCAUAUUUCUAUCCGAAUUAAAAAGUAUUGCUGCAGUGCAAUUGCCAAAGUAGCUAUUAUAGUGAUAGAUUACCAUGUCUGACAUUGUCAAUAUGUUUUUCUUAAAGUCACACAAACACAUGCUUGCACUGAGUAGAUUUAGAUUAGCAAAACAUACAGACUAAGCUUUACAGAAUAAGAGGUAUGAUUCUUCUCUUUUAAUAAAGCAGCUUCUUUCUACCAUAUUCUACUCUGCUGAGAAAAGAGGCUGCACAGAACUGAUCAUGUUGUUGAGCCUGAUCCACUUAAAUGACAAAAUAAUGUACAUUAAUAGUAAAGCCAUAUUAAAGUAAUGAGAAUACAUCUAUGCUUGCAGCUUCUCAUAUGCAGAACCACUUUAUGAAAAAUCACCAUUUUACAUUGUCAUUAUUAUUAUUAUAAUAAUAACAACAGGUAUCAUCAUUAUAUGUUGUCAUUAUAUGCUUAUUCUAAGCACAGAUAACUCAGUUACAUUUGUCACACGCAUUUAUGUUUGUGCCAAGAUUGGUUUCUUUACAGAUGGUUGAACAAAGAGGCAUUCUGCCUUAGCAAAACUUUCUCAGAGGCAACCAUUAAAGAAAACACAUCUUUACAGCAAUGAAGACAUUCUGCAUGCAGUCACCUUGGAGAUACCACUGGAUUAUCUUCAAAGACUAUUUGUGAAUAAAAGAAGUCUCCUACACUCUUUCCUUAUAGAGCUAGGCAUUCUCUCUGGCAUAGCUGGACCAGGACAUCUUUCCUUACAUAUCACAAGUACAUUCAGGUUACCAUGCUGGCAGUCCCAUCCCUUCUGACUAUACUUGGAUGCAAUAAAGGACAAAGGGCUGAUAGCAAAAGAAUGUUCAACAAAGUGCAGUACCAUCAGCACGUAUGAUAUGUCUGUAUUCUUUCAAAGCAACAGGUUUUAUUUCUUACUAUCAGUAAUACAGUAAGAUUAAACAUCUCCCUUGUUUAUGUUUCUACCAGUAGUUUCUUUGCAUAAACCUUACCCUCAGCUGGAUAAAGCUUUUCUUUCUGUGAUGCUGGCAAUAAAGUGUAAGACUGAACAGGA